Messenger RNA from Umbelopsis ramanniana AG, 735 nucleotides. RefSeq lists its product as uncharacterized. Gene Ontology annotation, molecular function: protein binding. The transcript has a single exon. The record is from RefSeq and is a predicted model, not a curated record. Lineage: Eukaryota; Fungi; Mucoromycota; Umbelopsidomycetes; Umbelopsidales; Umbelopsidaceae. Bases 1 to 735 code for a protein of 244 amino acids.
AUGCUCGUCUUCACUCAUCCGCUGUUCUUCUAUGACCUGGAAAAACCAGCAGAAAUCAACAACUUCUUACCGGAAGGUACUCACUUUUGGAAUAAUGACUGGGUCAGCGCCUUUUCAGCAGUGCGGCAUACCAAUGGACUGAUCUACGUUACCACCAAUCUCAACAGCCUGUAUGAGAUCGAUACUAGCGAACGAAAUGUUCGACCACUGUCGAGAUUUUCCACUUGGGCCUUCUGUAGACUGGUCAGCUAUGAAAACGAGUUGCUUUGCUUUGGUAGCCGGUUGACGGUAGUGGACCCUGCCACCGGGUCAAGUAAGCCUUGGAUUGAAGAAGAAGGCCUCUUCGACAGUUACUGGAGUAGAACCCGGGCAGCUGUGGUUCAUUUGUCCAAGAUCUACGUAGCGACACAAACUAAUUCUCUCUACUGCAUUGGCAGAGAUAAAAAUCCAACUCUGAUAGAAUCGAAAACUGAUUGGUCGACGUGUUCAGCGUUGCUGAGCGCAAAUGAUACACUGUACGCCACACUUGGUUCUGGGUUAUUUGCUAUAGACACCACGACUGGCGACGCUACUUUAAUAGCAGAAGUCAAGAGCCAAAUCAAAUGUGGCACAGUUGGUGCUGAUGGAUGCCUUUACGUUGUCACAAAGGAUGGUUACUUGUACAAGUUAGAGUCAGACAAGCUUGUUGACAUGCUUCAAAAAACUCCAUUAGGUGUGGCGUCGACCAUGGCUUGA